Molecule: messenger RNA, 1283 nt
Organism: Triticum dicoccoides
Lineage: Eukaryota; Viridiplantae; Streptophyta; Magnoliopsida; Poales; Poaceae
Exons: 2
Coding region: 47-859 (270 amino acids)
Biological process (GO): regulation of DNA-templated transcription
Molecular function (GO): DNA binding
Source: RefSeq, a predicted model, not a curated record
ACCAUUCGUUUGCGUUUGCGGAGCGGGGCAGAGCAGUGCGGAGGGCAUGGAAGCCUCGCGGUUCGGCUUCGGCCGCGACAUGGCGGCGGCGUUCAAGUUCGACCCCACCGACGCCGACAUCGUCGCCUCCUACCUCCUCCCCCGCGCGGUCGGCCUCGACGAGCCCCACGGCCACGGGCGCGCCGUCAUCGACGACGACCCCAUGAGCCUCCCGCCGUGGGACCUCAUGGAGAAGCACAACCACGGGACAAGCCACCAGGCCUUCUUCUUCGGGCCUCCCAGGAACGGGGGCCCCGUCAAGCGCGUCGUACCCGGCAAGGGCGGCGGCACGUGGCAAGGGCAGAAUGGCAGCGUCGGGACCGUCACCCUGUUCUGCGAUGGCGAUGGCGAUGGCGCCCGCGCGGGAGAGGUGGACAUCAGCUACAGGAGGUACGACCUCACCUACAAGCGCGCGGGCGACAAGGCCCCCAGCGGCUGGGUCAUGAGCGAGUACCAGAUCACCUCGCCGCCGCUCUUGAGCACGGUGCUCACCCGCAUCGGAUUGACCGUCGCCGCCAGGGAGCAGAGGAAGCGACAGCCGGCCGACCGGGAGCCGUUUGCUCAGCACGGCCCUGACAAGGUGCUGGCCGUCGCAGCCGCUGCCGCCGCCGCCGCCGAACAUCAACGGGUUUCACCACCGCCAGUGCAGUCGGGCCCUGACGCGCAAGCCGACGAUGGUGCUCUCUACCAUGGCGGUACUAGCGUCACCGGCGUGGGGGAGAACGGUGGGCACUACACUGUUCCGCUUCUGCUCAACGGCCAAGAGUACUACAAGGACAAGAGCCGCGUCAAACGCAAACGGCGGCGAUAUGGGGCAUGAGCCAUCCUGAUCGAACCUGAAUCCAGUCGGGAGACGCCCGCCCGUACAUUUGGAUCACGGAAUAGCAUGUAUGUCAUCCGUUUCUAACUUGUUUCUGUGGAUCCUUGGUUCUUGACGUUCCUGGGUUUUUAAUCGGGAAGGAUACAUGGCCUGAUUUUGAGACACGAUGUCGAUCAUGUUGGGUCCUGGUUCAUGUUGAUGGAUUGCUUUUUGAGACCGUCCUGGGGUCAUGUUGGGUCAUGGGACGUGGUUUGGUGUUCUUCUUUUGGGAUUAAUUAAUAGCACACUGGGGUACACCUGAUUAAUUAGACGGUCUACACAGAGGCUAAUGAACAUUGUUGGUUUUCUUGAUUGGAAGCUGCUGACGCUGUUGGGACUUGUGAUAUAGGCACUUGGACGUACCUGAUUGUAUACCUUGCCCUGA